Molecule: messenger RNA, 1774 nt
Organism: Dipodomys ordii (Ord's kangaroo rat)
Lineage: Eukaryota; Metazoa; Chordata; Mammalia; Rodentia; Heteromyidae
Gene: Tcf7
Product: transcription factor 7 (T-cell specific, HMG-box)
Exons: 11
Coding region: 1-942 (313 amino acids)
Biological process (GO): canonical Wnt signaling pathway; regulation of transcription by RNA polymerase II
Cellular component (GO): beta-catenin-TCF complex
Molecular function (GO): DNA-binding transcription factor activity, RNA polymerase II-specific; RNA polymerase II cis-regulatory region sequence-specific DNA binding
Source: RefSeq, a predicted model, not a curated record
AUGUACAAAGAGACGGUCUACUCCGCCUUCAAUCUGCUCAUGCACUACCCACCGCACUCGGGAGCCGGGCAGCCCCCCCAGCCGCAGCCCCCGCUGCACAAAGCCAGUCAGCCCCACCAUGGAGUCCCCCAACUCUCUCCUCUCUACGAGCAUUUCAGCAGUCCACACCCCACGCCCACCCCUACAGACAUCAGCCAGAAGCAAGUUCAUAGGCCGCUGCAGACCCCUGACCUCUCUGGAUUCUACUCUUUGACCUCAGGCAGCAUGGGACAGCUCCCCCACACCGUGAGCUGGCCCAGCCCUCCUCUCUACCCCCUGUCCCCUUCCUGCGGAUAUAGACAGCACUUCCCUGCCCCUCCCGCAGCCCCUGGCGCCCCCUACCCCAGGUUCACUCACCCAUCCCUGAUGCUGGGCUCAGGUGUUCCGGGUCAUCCGGCAGCCAUCCCUCACCCGGCCAUUGUGCCACCCUCAGGGAAGCAGGAGCUGCAGCCCUAUGACCGAACUCUGAAAACACAGACAGAGUCUAAGGCAGAGAAGGAGGCUAAGAAGCCAACCAUCAAGAAGCCCUUGAACGCCUUUAUGCUGUACAUGAAGGAGAUGCGAGCCAAGGUCAUUGCAGAAUGCACACUCAAGGAGAGUGCCGCCAUCAAUCAGAUCCUGGGCCGCAGGUGGCAUGCACUGUCUCGAGAAGAGCAAGCUAAGUAUUAUGAGCUGGCCCGCAAGGAAAGGCAGCUUCACAUGCAGCUAUACCCAGGCUGGUCGGCACGGGACAAUUAUGGAAAGAAGAAGAGGCGGUCAAGAGAAAAGCAUCAAGAGUCCAACACAGACCCUGGCUCGCCUAAGAAGUGUCGUGCUCGCUUUGGCCUCAACCAGCAGAUGGAUUGGUGUGGCCCCUGCAGGAGGAAAAAGAAAUGCAUUCGACACUUCAUGGACCAAGAAUGACCUGUUAAUAGCAAACACAUGCAGUGUCAACCACAAAGCUCAAGAUGACAAUGCUUCUCAUGGGGAUUGAGAAGCUGUUUACAACAAACCAGCUGCUACUCCUAAGCUGGACCAGAAGAAGCCUCUCACCAUGUUCUCAAGCUUGCAAGAAAGGAGCAAAUGGAAUUAGGCCUAUGAGUCCAGGCAACAGGAAUAACCUGCCCCCUCCCCCCCCCAGCAAGCAAAUGUGGGUAUAGAGGGUGUCUGGUUUUAUUUCAAAUUACACAUCUCCGCUUAUUAAUCUUUUCACUUCCACGUCCACCUCAUCCCCAUCAGUUAGUUGAGCCAGCUUCUGGGCAGCUAUGAGCAGACAGACACUGGCCCUACGCCUGCAAAGCCUAUCCAGUAUGCAGACUAGGCCAGCUUGCAUUUCCUUACGGGGCUGCAGGAAGAACCAUCACAACUAAAACCCAGGAGCCCAGAAACCUCUAGUGGUGGACAUGAUUUUCACCACAAGCCACUUUAACAUUUUUGAGCCAAGCUUCAAUCCUGAGCCUUAAUUUUUUUUUUUUUUUUUUUGCAUUUUUCACUGUACCUAGUCUGAAUCCAAAGAAAACUGGCUGUCUAUUCCAAACGCCUCUCAAGAAAAAACUUUUAGUUCCUACUUUAGCCACUGGUUUUUCAGAAUCCAAAGAUCACAUAUUCUAGUGUAGUGUUACAAGAGGUCUUGGGGGGGAAGAAGACCAAUGUAGUAUUCAAAGUAUUUUUGUAUUAUUAAUGUGUCAUCAUAGAGAAACUUUUUUAAACAUAAUAAAGAUACUUUUUACUGGGUUUUUUCAAAGCCUGACACUGA